AUGCUUGUCGUUUCAGUGUCUGAUUUCAAUGAAGAGCUAAGGAUUGUGCUGCUGGGCUCUGAGGCAGCUGUUAAAGCCUCCUGUGGAAACACCAUAUUUGGUCGACAGGUGUUUUCAGAGUCGCCGCCUUCACCGCAUUUAUUCGAGAGGCAUGAUGGGAUGGUUUUAAAUAGACGUUUGGUGAUCAUCAACACUCCUGAUCUGUUCAGUCCUGCUGUCUCUCCUGAAGAACACGACUUAAGAAGGUUCUUUCAUCUGUCCUGCCCUGAACCUCAUGCCCUCUUACUGGUCCUAAAAUCUGGCACAGUUACACAGCAGGACAGAGCUGCUCUUCAAGUAAUUACCACUGUUUUCGGCACAGGAGCAUUUGAUUAUGUGAUUGUGGUCUUCAUGCUUGAGGAGCAGAUGGAGUAUGUGAGCAUUACAGACACUGACAGCAGAUCAGUGAAGUCUUUACUGCAGAUCUCCAAAUGUCCACAGCAUCAUCUCCAGAGGAAUGGAGACCAGUCUCAUGUGCAGAUCCUUUUGAAGAUCAUCGAGAAGAUGGUGGGGAAAAACAAAAGCCAUCAGCUCAAGAUUAGUCAGGAGCCAAGGCCUGGUCUGACAGAAACAGAGACAAUAGGGACAAAGAAGGAGUGUGUGAGGAUCGUCCUGAUUGGAAAAACUGGAGUAGGAAAGAGUGCAACUGGAAACACAAUCCUAGGAUGCAGAUCAUUCGAGUCUCGGGCCAGCAUGACCUGUAUAACCAAGGUGUGUCAGAGAGAGAGUGGAAUUGCCUGUGGUCGAGCUGUGACAGUGGUGGACACACCAGGACUCUUUGACACCAGCCUCAGUAAUGAAGUGAUCCAGCAGGAGAUCAUGAGGUGUAUUGAGCUCUCGGCUCCAGGACCACAUGUGUUUCUGCUGCUCAUCUCUAUCGGCCCGUUCACACGAGAGGAGAGAGAAACCCUUGAACUCAUUAAGAUUACCUUUGGACAGAACGCCCAGAGCUACACCAUGGUGCUCUUCACCAAAGGAGACAAUCUGGAUGACACUAUUGAAGACUACAUUAAAGAUGGAGAUUCACAUGUCAAACAGCUGAUCCACGACUGUGGAGGAAGAUUUCACGUGUUCAACAAUAAACAGAAGGACCCUGCUCAGGUCGUAGGUCUGCUGAAGAAGAUCGAUAAGAUGAUGUGUGAUAAUAAUAGCAGUUUCUACAAUAAUCAAAUGUUUCCAGAAGCAGAGAAAGCAUUGAGACUUGUGCACAUUAACAGAGAGAAAGAGGAGGAGGUCAGACGAGAGAUAGAGGCCCUUAAAGCCAAACAUGAGUCUGAAAUCAAACAAUACAAAGAGAAACUGGAGAUAGAAAAAGCAGAACUGAAGGUUAGAGAUCUUCUGGUCAUGGAGACUGAAAAUGUACUAAGAAAAUAUCAGAUGAGACAAAGAAAAGGCGGUGCAGCGACAACAGUCUUCGGACAGACACAAGAUCAAUGUGAACCCACAGCACGUGCUGAGAGAAAGAAUGAUGAUCAGAUUGAAAAGCAGGAAAAUCAGCUUUCAGCAACAACACAUCUGGAAAGAGAGAUGCCAGAACAUGGAAGGGAAUCUGACAAGGAGCACAAGAAACAAAAGAGAUGGAAGGGUUUUGAUUCAUUACACAAAGGUAAAAAGGAAAGGAUAAAGCUUGAAAAAAAGGUAGAAGAAUGCCAUAUAACAGAAAUGUCAAGUGGCAAAGUGAACGCAGAAAAGUUAAAACAGACAUUGACCAAUCAACAGAUGAUUUCAAAUGAAAAUGUAGCUAAAAAGUCAGACGGUGAGAAAGAUGCAGAGCAAGAACGUCUGCUUCAACAUUAUAAAGAGAUGGAAGAUUCCAGGCAGAAGAUGGAGGAGGCCAUGAGAAAGUACAAAGACACAGCUGAUAUGUAUGCUGCAGAACUUAAAAGGCUGGAAGCCAGAAAUGCAAUUAACAUCGACAACUGGGAGAAGAGCCAUGGGAAAUCCUGUGUGCUUCAAUAACAGAUAAGGGCCGAGUAGUUAAAUGAAUGUUUUGAUUCUUGAUAUUUAAAAAAA
Molecule: messenger RNA, 2052 nt
Organism: Danio rerio (zebrafish)
Lineage: Eukaryota; Metazoa; Chordata; Actinopteri; Cypriniformes; Danionidae
Source: RefSeq, a predicted model, not a curated record